AUGACAUAUUCAUCUGUAUUCACCACUACGACGACCACCGUUACGGCCACCACUACAACGGUUGUAGGGAACAUAUCAUCUGUCGAAACUUGGGACAUUUUAAUUAACACCUUGAAUUUAAAUAUACUAAAACUUAUCAGUUUAAUACAAAAAAUACCAGGAGGUAACAUUAUCGUUAGAUAUAUCAAAUCUUCCUAUCAGAAUGAUCCAGUAAGAAGUAUAUUUGAGUAUGCAUUAUUUCUUUUUGCCCUAAGUUACUUUUUCAGUGCGAAGAGGAAAGAGAAUAAAUCAGAAAUCGUGAGAUUUUCAAAAAAUGAAAUAACGGAAUUAUGUGAAGAGUGGAACCCAGAACCAUUAAUUGCUGAGGUGGAUGCAUUGGAAGUGUGGCAGUUAAAAUCAAUUCCUGAGAUUAAAGGUCAGAAUGGAAGUCAUAUCAAAUUGAAUGGUUUUGGAGACGAAACAAUAGUAAAUUUGGCAUCGCAAGAUUUCCUUGAUUUAAAUGAAAAUACAGAUAUUAAAGAAGCUGCCAAGACAGAAAUCAAAUUAGCAGGGGUAGGGGCUUGUGGUCCUCCAAACUUUUACGGUACUCAGGAUGUUCAUGUUAGAUUAGAAGAAGAUUUAGCUAAAUACUUAGGAACUGAACAAGCUAUAAUAUAUGGCCAAGAUUUUGUUACUGCUGGUUCUGUAAUUCCAGCAUUUUUGAAAAGAGGUGAUUUAUGUGUUGUUGAUAGAAACAUUAAUCUUGCUUUGCAAAAGGCUUUGAUAAUUUCAAGAGCUGAUAUUGAGUGGUUUGAUCAUAAUGAUAUGGACCACCUAGAACAAAUUUUGACUCAAUUAAAACCAGUUUUGGCUAAGCAGAAACCAAUAAGAAGAAGAUUCAUUGUUACUGAAGGCUUAUUUGCAAACACUGGUGAUAUUGCGAACCUACCAGAUAUAGUUGAAUUGAAAAACAAAUUCAAGUAUAGGUUGUUUCUCGACGAAUCAUUGUCAAUCGCAGUAGUUGGACCAAAAGGUAAGGGUUUGUGUGAUCAUUUCAAUAUUGACCCACUUGAAGUUUCUAUAACUAUAGGGUCUAUGGCUAAUUCACUUGCAUCAUCUGGUGGGUUCUGUGUUGGUGUCGAGCCAAUGAUUCAUCAUCAAAGAAUUUCGUCAAAUGCUUAUGUUUUCAGUGCUUCAUUACCUCCGUACUCAGCAAAAGUUGCAUCACGGGCUAUUCGUAUAAUUCAGAAUACUGAUUCUUCUGAUGGAAAGUCUGUCAUUGUUUCAAAAUUGCAUAAAUUGACUGACUUUGCUUACAAAUCAAUUUCUUCAGCGUUAGUUGACUCGUCGAUGAGUAUAACAUCAUCUCCACAUUCCCCAAUAAUACAUUUAGCACUCAAUGAAGCAUAUAGAUCAAGACUCAACUUACCGCUUCUAUAUGGUAAUUCAACAUUUGUUACCACUGGAAAACCAUCGAAACAUUUGAACUCGUUUGAUGACUUUUUGAAUGUUGAAAGCUUUAUGUUACAAAAAAUUAUUGAUUAUGUUUUGGUAAACUCUAAAAUCUUGAUUACCAGAAGCAAGUUGAUAUUAGAACAUGAAAACUUACCAUUGAUUCCACCUCAUUUAUUGAUCAACAUAAAUUGUGGAGUAUCAGAGGAAGAGAUUUCCAGGUUGGUCGAGGUUUUACCGAAAGCAAUCGAAGAAGUUACCAGAAAUAUUAAUAAUGAAGAUGAAUUUUUCGCAUUAACUGACGAAAUAAUUAAUUAUUAA
This is a messenger RNA of Lodderomyces pseudojiufengensis, 1752 nucleotides long. RefSeq names its product serine C-palmitoyltransferase. Gene Ontology annotation, biological process: sphingosine biosynthetic process; ceramide biosynthetic process. The coding region runs from base 1 to 1752 and encodes 583 amino acids. The transcript has a single exon. The record is from RefSeq and is a predicted model, not a curated record. NCBI's taxonomy places the organism in Eukaryota, Fungi, Ascomycota, Pichiomycetes, Serinales, Debaryomycetaceae. Gene Ontology annotation, molecular function: pyridoxal phosphate binding; serine C-palmitoyltransferase activity. Gene Ontology annotation, cellular component: endoplasmic reticulum.